AAAAAAACAGUCGCGUUGAUAUGUCAAUCUUGACGCGACCCAGACAGACCUCCGCCCGGGCCUUCCCGUGAGAGCCGCAUCACUAUUGGCUGAGAGCCGCCACCCAUUUGAGACUGGAGGCCGCAUUGGCUGGGCCUCGGUGAGACACUCACGCGCAAGAUAUCUACUCUCUUUUGUUAUUGUACAGAGCGCGAGGAGAGGUUUGGGGGAGCUAGCAGGAUGCACGAGCGGAGACUGAGAGGCUGAUAUCGACAGGGAUAGAAACAGAUAGCCCAGGAGGGGAGGAAGGGAAUGCGGAAUACUAGCUACCUCAGUGCAACACAUUGACCACUACUUCUCUUCUAAUCCCUCAAUACUCUGGUUGACGUUAUCAUGUCGGUGAAUGCCCCCAGCAGCAAUGACGCCUGCCUGAGCAUCGUGCAUAGCCUCAUGUGCCACCGGCAGGGCGGCGAGAAUGAGGGCUUCGCCAAGCGCGCCAUCGAGAGCCUGGUGAAGAAGCUGAAGGAGAAGAAGGACGAGCUGGACUCGCUCAUCACCGCCAUCACCACCAACGGAGUGCACCCCAGCAAGUGUGUCACCAUCCAGAGGACCCUAGACGGUCGCCUGCAAGUUGCAGGGAGGAAAGGCUUCCCCCAUGUGAUUUACGCUCGACUAUGGCGCUGGCCAGACCUGCACAAGAAUGAGCUAAAGCACGUCAAGUUCUGCCAAUACGCUUUCGACCUCAAAUAUGACAAUGUGUGUGUCAACCCCUACCACUAUGAGAGAGUGGUUUCUCCCGGCAUUGUUGGUCUCAGUCUUCAAAAUACAGCCCUCUCCCUCUCUCCUCUAGGCCCCCCUGGGAGGUUGAUCAAAGAGGAGUACAUUCAUGACUGUAUCCAGAUGGAUAUGCCACUAGGCAUGUCCCCGUCGGACCACCCCCACCCAGGGGUGCUCAAGCUACCGCCUCCCGACCACUAUGGCCAGCCCCUCCCGCCUCUGCAGCUCCCGCCGGAACCGCAGUGCGCCCCUCCGCCCAUCACCCUCUACCCCAACAUGCCCCUCUCGCCCACAGUGUCCGGCUCUAUGCUGCCUCUCCAGGGAGGUCACAGUGAGGGGCUCCUACAGAUCGCCUCUCCUCAGGGUCAGGUCAUGACCCCUAUGACCCCCACGCCGCCCCCCUCCACCCCAACACACGGGCUGCCACAUGGGCCACCACAGACCCCCCAGCCACCCCAGCUCCCGUCUGGUCAGAAUGGAUACAACAGCUCCAAACACACACAGACACAGGCUGCGUUCCACACAACUUGGACAGGCAGCAGCACAGCCUCCUACACUCCUGUAGGACCCCAACAACAAAAUGGGCGUGGCCACCAACAGCCUCCUCUCCACCAUCCAACCCACUUCUGUAAGUUAGGCAGUUACAGGUCUCAGCAUCAUGGCUCGGCUUCAUUUCCUCCCCCUGUGUCCAAUCAUCCAGGACCAGAGUUCUGGUGCUCCAUCUCCUACUUUGAGAUGGAUGUCCAGGUGGGGGAGAUGUUCAAGGUGCCGGCCAGCUGCCCGGUGGUGACGGUGGACGGCUACGUGGACCCCUCAGGGGGCGACCGCUUCUGUCUGGGCCAGCUCAGCAACGUCCACCGCACCGACUCCAGCGAGAGAGCCAGGUUGCACAUAGGUAAAGGAGUGCAGCUGGAGUGUCGUGGCGAGGGAGAUGUGUGGAUGCGCUGUAUGAGCGACCACGCCGUGUUCGUGCAGAGCUACUACCUGGACCGAGAGGCAGGCAGAGCACCAGGCGAUGCAGUACACAAGAUCUACCCCGGCGCCUACAUCAAGGUGUUUGACCUGAGACAGUGUCACAGGCAGAUGCAGCAGCAGGCAGCUACAGCACAGGCAGCAGCAGCAGCUCAGGCUGCCGCCGUAGCCGGCAACAUCCCCGGGCCAAGCAGUGUUGGAGGCAUUGCCCCUGCAGUCAGUCUUUCUGCAGCAGCCGGGAUAGGUGUGGAUGAUCUCCGGAGGCUGUGUAUCCUGCGGCUGAGCUUUGUGAAGGGCUGGGGCCCCGACUACCCCCGGCAGAGCAUCAAACAUACCCCCUGUUGGGUGGAGGUACACCUGCACCGGGCUCUGCAGCUGCUGGACGAGGUACUACACACCAUGCCCUUGGCCGACCCAGGACCUGCUAACUGAGUGGAAGGAAAGAUGACAAGUUAAAAAUCCAUACUGGGUUAAAAACGUACAAUCAUACACACACUGAUUUCCCCAUCUUGAUGAUACAUAUAGACCGAUACAUGCAGAUAGAACCACAUACAGGCACAUGCAUGUUUUCUUUCUAUUUAACGCACACAAUCUAGAGCCACUCAAAGCCCCACAAAGGCUAACCUCAAUCUCUCCGUCACACACAGACACACACUUAAGCAGCCAACAAUCACUGCACACUUCUACUUGUACGGUCUCCCACAUGGCCAUGCAACCACUAACCAAACCACAUGUCUGUGGGCAUGCAGACAUAAAGCUACUGAUGUCCUUAACAUACUUUCAAUAUUUUGUGAACGUUCAUUGUUUUUGCACAGCUCCCACAUGCUAAACACAAACACUACAAAGCAGCCCAGACCCCUGAAUUACCUUUCAUAGAAGUUCUUUAUUAUAGUAUAAUCAGGUAACUUUAGUGAAUAUGUCUACUGAGUAAUUUAUGUUUAUUCGUCUUCUGUUCUCUACAGAAAUAGAUAUGCACUGUAGAAAUCUAGGGAUGUGUUUCAGAGAUGUGUAACAUGGUACACUUUGGUACUCCUCAAAUGCACACACAAUCCACACUUGCUUAUAGUCACACACACACACACACACACACACACACACACACACACACACACACACACACAAACGCACACACAGUUCAGAAAUCCAGAGAUGACCCAAACCCAGGAGGACUAAAGAACUUUACCCAAAAAACUUGUGAAUAAUAUGACCUGGUCACACACAUCUCACACAAAAAAAAUCAGAUGUGGAUUCUAAGGUUAACCUAGAAGAUUUUUGAGUUUUUGGCAAAUCCAGAUCAAAACCUGGGUCACAGAACCAAAAUGGCUUGGGACCUUGGAAGAACACCAGAGUGAUGGAACCAGCGUUCUAAUGAACCUAGCCAGCCAACCUUUUGUCAUAUCUGUGCUUGUGUUGUGUUCUCCUGUGUGUGGAUCUCAAAUCACAUAGUUAGUCAUUGUUAACAUUGUUAGCUCGUUAGCCCUGUAAUAGCACAGGGCACCUUUCUCAAGCUAAUUUAUUUUCUUACCAAAAGAUGGAGAGAAAAAAAAGCCCCAAAAUGUCAGCUUUAAAAGUGGUGUUUGUAUUUGUGAUGAAGCAGUACAGUGUAUGUAACCAAACAGUUUGCCAUAUGGUGGAACUCACCAAAGCCAGAAUACCUCAUGAUAACAGUGUAAACCCACAGUUUGUCUUUCAGCCAAAACCUCAGACUCUCAGCAUUUUCUCCUCUUGUAAGUUCCCCCUUACAGCCUCAUAUCACAUUAUGCCUGUAUCACCAAAUCAAUAUAAAAUGGAAUAUGUAGUGGACCAUCAAUGGAGCCUUGGGGAACACCAAGAAAUAAUCUAGGCCGUAAUACAGUAGUUGCUCAGAUUUAAAAUCUUAAAUCCUGUGACUCGUGGAAAUAUUAUUUUGAGUAGACUCAACACAACUUUUUCAAAUGUCAUAUUAAUAGGAUGUCCCACUUUUGAUAGAAUGAUUCAUUCUCAGUGAAUUUAAGUUAGUCCAGAAUAAUAUCACUUAUACAGUGACUUAUGUCACUUUGGAUAAACAUAAAAUGUAUCUUCACUUUUUUGCAUUAAUUUAAAUCAGGUACCCUAGUGUUGGUAACAAUCAACCUCAAGCCUACUGAAGUGAAGUUAUGACUGAUGCUCUAACGUUGAUGCGUGAUACGAUAUGAAAGCUAAUCAUAUAAGACGUAACACAUUUUCUACAGUAGUAGAAAGUAGGCUUCAGGAUUCAUGAUUUUGGGUUGAAGUGCCUGGACUGAAUGCAAACCUUCACCCAAUCCAGGGGCAGGAACAUGAGUGCUUUUAUUUGCUCCUUCCUGUGCUCUGGUGCAUUUGAUACCUGUGCCUUUCCGUUCUCCUAGUCAAGCUGUUUAGGAAUGUACUUCAGACGCCAGGGUUUAUGUCAUUCUUAAGUGGGGCCUCUCCAAAGCAUGACUAUUUACUCCUCCAGUCGGAGUGGGAUUUCUACUAAGCCUACAUGUUGGCAACAAUGCUCAAGGUCAAGGUCAAAAAGGUGUUCUCGCUGUUUUGGGAGAAUCUCAAUAGCUCUUUUAAAAUCUGUAGUUGAAAGUCUAUUCAACAAUUAUUUUCAACAAUUUUAGUGGUAGUUUAUUCAGUAAUACAAGAGAUUUUGUUGAAAGAGAAGCCUCACUGCAGGGUUGAAAAAGUUGGCUCUUGUUAUGUUGAAGAUAGAAGUAAGCCUUCAUGUAAUUGUUGUCAUUUAACACAACUGCUUUAAAGUGAACAGCCAUUUAUACUCACUGUUUGUGAUUAGUGCCUUUAGUUUUAGUCAAAGUAGAUGAUACACCUCACACUGGAUUGUAACACACAAACUACACUUUGUCUUCCUUUGUAGAUAUACAGUACCAUGAUAUAUUGGUUGUCAUCUCGAUAGUUUUAUCCCUUCUGUUGAGUGUGUUGGUUGGGGGGGAAUGGAAAAUAACACAGCUCAAGUGUUUGUACAUGCCACUGAGUUUUGCUGAUCAAUUCGGGCAGUGAAGCAAUAAGAAGUGAAAUGUGUUGAGCCAACAGCCCCUGAGUUAGAUCGAGACCGACAUCUAGUGGUUCCCUCAGGUACUGUUACAGCCCCAUUGUAGGUAUUUUUACAUAACACUUUAUUAUUGUAUCAGGCUGGUAUUGGAUUAAUACUGUUUGACAGUUAUACCCCAAAUAUCCAUAUAGCCAUUGUUGUGUUGUUUAGCCUUACUGAACAAUUAUGUUACUAAGGUGUCUAAUAUGAAUUGGAAAACUUGCUGCCCCUUGAAACUGCCCAUGCACUCCACACACCUUUGUCACAGUUUAUUUCAUUAUUUGUCACUUGGGCUCGGCAUGUGUCUGGGAGUGUUAUGUAUUCAGGGAUGAAGAGAGGUUUAAAACUAUUGUUGCUCCAUCUAUGGCUCUGUUUAACGAAGUGCUAUAUUUACCCCACUACAUCUGCCCUCAACCCGCGCUUUAACCAUUGAGACUAGGGUUGCAAAGCUACUGGUAGUUUUCCAAAGUUACCAGUAUCUUCAGUAAUUUUGGUAAUUAAUAGAAAGUCUGUGGCAAUUUAUCUUAACUUUGGUAAUUUACACUUGAAUGACUUUAAAAACAAAUGUAUUCAUAUAUAUUAUUCCUUUUUUACCUGUGUCCAUAUUGUCCAUGAGUUUCUAGUAGAUAGACCAUAUAAUUAAACAGAAAAUAGCCUAAUUAAUGAAAAAAGCAUCUAAUCAACAAUGCCAUUAUUUUCAUUUAACUCUGCAACUCUUCCAACUAUUGACUUUUUCACAACUGCCACCAAUUUGAUGCCAAAACAUUGACAACAAAUACAUAUUGACAUAGUAAAAAUAAAAACAAGUCUAUUUCAUGCUGAAACCCUAAUAUUAAAUAUCAGUGGUAUUCACUAAGUUGAUGGUUUAUAUUUAGGAUAAUGUUUUAUAGCUUUGGCAUUCUAUUUUAUAUUUUACCUGUGAUAAAGCCACACAGAGUGCCAGAGGUAAUUACAGACACCUGUGAUAAUAUGAAGUACCCAAAAGGGCCACUAGAUGUAUUUUGAUAGAUUACAGAAAAUUCUUGAAAGAUACCAAAAUUCUGGUAGUUUACUGGUAAACUUUGAAAGUUUCCAGUAAUAUAUCCUCCCUUUGCAACCCUAAUUGAGACCCAUGUCAUGUUCCUCUGCAUUUGACCACAUUCAAACUGAUGCCUGUCACCAAAGAGAACGUGAGUGAGAUGAUGGUCACUCAACAGGAAUCAUACAUCAUUCCGUACAUAAAUGAUCUAUUUCGUUUUAAAACAGAAAAUAUAAUAGACAAUAUGUUAUUAAGUGUGAAAUUACUCAAUUUGGCUAUUUUAUGGUAUUGUUAUUUCUAUUAUUGUUGUAAUUGUAAUUAUUUUAUUGUAAAAAGACAUGCUGCUCUUGUAAUGUUGACUGUACACCAAAGUGAAAUAAAAAUACAGCAUUGUCAUUUUAAUACAAA
This is a messenger RNA of Salvelinus fontinalis (brook trout), 6188 nucleotides long. RefSeq names its product mothers against decapentaplegic homolog 4-like. The transcript is spliced from 12 exons. The coding region runs from base 373 to 2160 and encodes 595 amino acids. NCBI's taxonomy places the organism in Eukaryota, Metazoa, Chordata, Actinopteri, Salmoniformes, Salmonidae. Gene Ontology annotation, molecular function: I-SMAD binding; RNA polymerase II cis-regulatory region sequence-specific DNA binding; DNA-binding transcription factor activity, RNA polymerase II-specific. Gene Ontology annotation, cellular component: heteromeric SMAD protein complex. The record is from RefSeq and is a predicted model, not a curated record. Gene Ontology annotation, biological process: transforming growth factor beta receptor signaling pathway; BMP signaling pathway; SMAD protein signal transduction.